Molecule: messenger RNA, 3745 nt
Organism: Seriola aureovittata
Lineage: Eukaryota; Metazoa; Chordata; Actinopteri; Carangiformes; Carangidae
Product: regulator of microtubule dynamics protein 2
Exons: 11
Coding region: 108-1337 (409 amino acids)
Cellular component (GO): cytoplasm; spindle microtubule; mitotic spindle pole
Molecular function (GO): microtubule binding
Source: RefSeq, a predicted model, not a curated record
GCGAUAGCACGUACGGAAUGUUUUGAUAGUUACACCGGAGAGCCGUCAAGCCGAGAAGUGCCUCCUUCCUCACCUGUACUGUAAGGCACUCUUUGCAGACCUGCAGGAUGGCCCAGGCAGACAGCAAGGUGCUGGUUCUGGGAGCACUUGCUGGAGUGGCUGGGAUCAGUUUGGCUGUGGUGUAUUACCAGGGCUUUAGGUCAAGACGAAGAGGCUCGUGCCCGGCAUUCUACCUCAAUCGCACUAAUGAACAGGGGAAUGGCGUCAUGUUGGUGGAUGGUCCAGGUCUGGCCACGGGUCAGGCUGAGGUGCUGGAGCGCCUCGAGGCCCUGAUCCAGUGUGUGUCCGAACUGAAGGAUGAGAUGAAGGCGUUGAAGAAUGCUCUGCCAACGCUGCAGGACCAAGUACGAGAGGAGCUUAGGGGACGCGAAGAAGCACGUCGAGCCAGCCCUCUGCACAGGACCACGCCAACACGGAGGAAAAGAGCUGCAGGCACUAUCACUGCCACCACAGCUGGGGGUCGGAGCUCAGAGGAGGCAGAGAGCGAGGGAGGGUAUAUGACUGCACUGACAGACUCUGAGGAAGAAGAGCCAAGUGAUGCAGAACAGAAAGAUGAAGAACAGCCUGCGGACAAGUUAUGUGUCCUCCUUGAGCGGAUCGACUGUCUGCAUCAGGGCACUGAGUCUGACAAAAGGGAAAGUCUCAAAAUCCUCUUGGAGCAGAGAGAGGAGUUUGAACAGAACUCAUCAUUUCUGUGGCGCCUAAUCCGAGCUUACUGUGAUGUCCAUGACGUCAGCUCCACUCAGGAGGAGAAGAAGACCCACGCAGAAACUGGGAAGAAAGUCGGUGAGGAGGCUGUGAGCCUGAACCCUACAUGUGCUGAAAGUCAUCAGUGGUACGCCAUCAUGUGUGGAAUUAUGGCAGAAUAUGACACAGUACAGAACAAGAUAAAGAACGGAUACAUCUUUAAGGAUCAUCUGGAUAAAGCCAUCGAGCUGAAGCCGCAAGACCCCAUGUCCUACUACCUGCUGGGCCGCUGGUGCUACGCUGUGGCUCAGUUAUCAUGGCUUGAGAGGAAAGUUGCGGCCACAUUAUUUGGAGACCCUCCGAGCGCUACAGUUGAUGAUGCACUGAAGAAUUUUCUUAAGGUUGAGGAGAUCCAACCAGGAUAUUCUAAACUCAACUACGUGUUUCUGGCCAAGUGCUACAAAGACCUGGGGCAGACGGAAAAAGCUCGGAAGAUGUGUGAAGCUGCUUGUUCAAUGAAUGCCGCCUCCAAAGAGGAUGAAGAGGCACAGAAGGAGCUGGACUUGCUCUGCCCAGCGCUCGGAGUGUGACGACACAGCACAGUGGAUCAUUCUGUUUGACAUUUAUUUUCCCUGUGUGUGUGUGUGUGUGUGUGUGUGUGUGUGUGUGCGUGUGUGCAUGUGUGCGUGUGCGUGUGUGUGUGGUGAUAUAGUGUGUACUGAAAGGCCAUCGUGUUAAUUCACUCUGUGAGUGGAGGGAGGUGUGACGUGGCAUUUUAUCACCAAUGGGAGCAAUAGGGUACCACAGUCAGAGCCAUCCUGAACUUUUAAAUCAGACUUUUAUUCAAAUGUCGUGUUGUUAUAAAAACUUCUUUUAAUGGUGGAAAACUUCAAACACCUAGUUGUAGAAAUUGGAUUAAUCAUUAAUCAACUCCCUGUGAUUGUUAGUAUUUGUGUCUACUGUACCGCAGCGUGUAGCAGACUUUCUAUCUGAAAUCCGUUUGCUCCGAGUUUCCUUGACAACAAAGACCUGUCACUUUUUGCGACAGUGACUCAUGGGACUUGCUGUUCCUUCCUCUUCCGUCCUGUUUUUUGUUGUGUCUCCCCACCACACAUUCAAGUGGCAAUAACAAAAGCACAUCAGACAAUGGCGCACCCAAACAAAGAUCUUGGAAUGCCGUGACCACUGGACGAACCCUUGCCCUCUUCACUCUGCCGUCAUUCAGACCAGCUGCAAUGCUCAGUGGCUACAUUUACAUGCAGACUUCAUGCAGAAUCAUUUGAUCAUGCAGCAAACUCAUGUAUUUUUGUUAUGUUGCAGUCUAAUGCUAAAAUAAAUACAAAAUUAAAAAUAAAUUUUUAAUUAAAAAGAAAAAACUGAAAUAGUAUAGUAUUCAGACACUUUGCUAUGACACAUUUUCUCAACAUUUCUCUUGAUCAUCUCUGAGAUGUUUCUGCACCUCAACUGGAGUCCACCUGUUUACCACAGGUAAACAGGUGGAAUUUAUUCAGCUGACUGGACAUGAUCUAGAAAGACACACACCUGUCUAUAAAAGGUCUCACAGCUGACAAUGCCGAUCAGAGACAGGAUUGUGUCGAGGCGUUGAGCUUGUCAUUAUGGGGUAUUGAGUGUAGAUUGAUGAGGUAAUUGUAUUUUAUUUUAGCAUGAAGCUGCGUAACAAAAUGAAAAACGUGACGUGCUGAACACUUUCUGAAUUCACUGUAUGUCAACAACCUUCACUGAAUCAUUUUACUCUGGACUUUUUACAAAUGUUUAUAUCACAGUUUACUUAUAUGACAUGAAUGUCACUCCUCACAUUUUUUAAACCCUGGUUCUCAAUUGACUGUGGGUCAAAAUCUGAGACUGAGUCCUGUGGAUAAUGUGCUCGUUUGUAUGUUCGCCAGAUCAUUGAAAAAAAAAAAAAAAAAAACAUGUAUGAAGGGUUUAGCAAAGAACCCAGUGAAAGAUUCCAGUGACCUGUACCUGUACAGGUGUUUUUGAGCAAAACUUCAUUUGAAUCCAGAGUUCCUGUUGGAGCCUUUCAGGAAGGUUUUUCCUAAAUCAUUAGAUUUUUCACGUCUCACUUCUUGGAGCUCUGAUUCUCUGACAUUUUAUUUCUCUUAUUGUUUUUAAUCCUAAAUCUGUUCUAUUGAGACAAUCUGUUUUAUUAUAAACUUUUCCACAUAGCGGUAAAAAAAAAAAAAAAAGGGUGAAAUGUUUAUAGAAAGCUCCUGUUACAAUUCAUAUAUACAACAUCUAAUUAUCCCAGUUUAGGUUCAGUUGAGGUUUUGCUCAUGUUUCAGUUAGUGUAAAAAACAUCCACAGAGUGAUUCACUUUUAUACCUGAAGUGACAAAUUAUGAUGCUCAGGCUUCAUUAGUCGACUGAAGAACAAACAUGAUUAGAUGACUGUGUGCGUGUAAAUGGAGCCACUGACUCUGCUGUUGGACCGAUGGCUCUGUAGUAAAACUGUUAUGAGUGAAGCAGGGAGGCAGAUCUGUAGCUGUAGCAUGAUGUGAUGGUGCAUGUGAAAACAUUCCAGGCAAGAUAAUGCCACUGAAAUCUGAAAUAAUGGUCGAAAAUUUAAUUUAAGUCAUUCCUAAUUAUUAUGUGAUUGUUUGUCGUGUGUGAUGCAUUUUAGACUUGGAUAUUGUGUGAAACUUUUAGUUUUGUUUACUCUGGAGAUUUGUCUUUGAGGAUUUUUAUUAAUUUACAGUCUGGUUAACGAUAUUUAAUUUUAUGUUUUAAUGAUACCUGCAUUGGGAAAAUUACAAUAACUGUUUUUAUCUGUCACUUUACACGUUUUUCUACCAGCACCAUGAAUGUAUUUGAUUUCUUUUGAAAUGCCAAAGCAGAGUAAAAUAUUCAUCAAGGUUAUAUCAUAUCUGAUACACUACAUAGAGAUUAUACUGAACUGUUAUAAUAUUAUAACAGUAUCAUAGGCAGUGUGCACUGAAUGAUUUAUGGUACUGGCUAUAAUUAAAUCUGUGCAAUCCUAA